AUGGUCAGAGCCUUGAUGCUGGCCCUCGUCGGCCUCUUCGUUGGAGCCCGUGGGGAUGUUGCUCCGGUCUUCGUCACCUCUCUUCAGUACAAUCAAACGUUUCCCCUGGCGCCCGGCCAAUUGCUCAACCUCUCUGAAACAGUCAAGAUACACGACGCAGACCCAAGUGGAACGCCGCAGGGCUCAAUCUCGAGCAGUGCUAACUUGUUGCAGAUUAGUUUGUUCUGUCUGACGCAAACUGCUCCGACGACACUCGUUCCUCUCUCCUGCAAUUUUGAUGGCUUCAGCAUACAGGCAAGCUUGUCCUUCACAGAGGGGCUGACAAACCGUAGCUCUAUCGACUUCAGCAUGAAGCUGCAGCCUUCCGGGAGCUACGAGACCUUCCCGUCACCUCUGGUGCAUGUGUGCUUGCAGGCGAGGGAUGGCCUAUCCAAGACAAGCAGCUUCUGUUUCAACGUCUACCUCCUGGUGCCGCCCAAGCCCAUUCUCAACAACUCUCAGUGUGUGCAGCUCUUUAACAGCAGCACCUGGAGCUUCAAACCUUAUCAACAGCCCGUUUGCUUGAUCGCUCCUCUCAACGAGCUCUCUGCCGUUGGCCUUGGGCAGACUUUGGAGCGUAACAUAUACUUCUCUUGCGCACUGUCUUACGCCUCCGUCAACGUCGCCGUCUUGUCAAACCCUGGUCUUCCUAACGGUUUCACCAUCGCAGGAAUGUAUGGAGGCCCCAGUGACUCGACCAACCCCACGAGUUCGUCUAACCUGCUGGAGUUCACCUACUUGCCCGACCGCGCGCUAAAGCACCAGCACUACGUCUUCAGCAGAGCAGUCUCCUUCGCUCCAUCGGAAGAUCAGGUGGGCCUGAGCUUCAAGUUCUGCUUGUCUGCCAUCUCGUCGUACCUGCUGCCCAACUCUUCUUCUUGGCCUCAGCUCUCUACCGACACGUGCCUGUCGAUCUCAGUAGUCCCUCCCUCCUUCGCUCUUAACUCGACGGAUCUCAAUCUUUCCGCCGCCUUCUACCACGAUGUUCUGGUGGGCUGUGACUAUGUCUGGAGCAUCACUGUCUACGAGCCAAGUCGUUAUCAGCAGGGACCUGCGACUCCUUCGCUGCAGACGAACUACACUGCAGCUCUUGUCGGCGACUCGCAUGAUCUUCUUCCUCCCUCCGCCUUCUUCUCCGAGGGUCAGCCACUGAUGGUGUGCAGCGACAGGCAAGAUCGAGUGUGUGCAGACAAGAGUUACCCGAUGACGAGGUUCGAGCUGCGAUGGACGCCAAGCAGAGGGCUGGAGGCUCAAACCUUCCAGUCUUGCUUCUGGUUGCAAGAGCGAAAGUUCUCGCGGUUCAAUCGCCUUCGGUUCUGUGCCAACUUCCGCGUUUCCAAGUGCAAGACAUGCGUGAUGAGAGGGGAGACUCUUCUCGCCCUCGCUCGUCACUACCGCACCACGUGGCUGCAGCUUUGGGGAGCCAACCCGCAUCUGCAGAACCCGCAGAACCUCUCGCAGCUCUCGUUCCUCCAUCUCGGCCCUUCGUUCCAUGUCAGCAAGGACACCGACGUGACCGUCAUCAUGCAGAGGUUUGGUAUGCGGGCUGACGCCUUCAAGCUUGUCAACCCGGAGCUGCAGGCAGCCCUCAUCCCUAAGGAUACUCAAGUUUGCGUCCUCACCGCCAUGUGCCGCCAGGAGACGGACAGCUUCUCAGCGUGA
Guillardia theta CCMP2712 is the source of this 1701-nucleotide messenger RNA. RefSeq lists its product as hypothetical. Bases 1 to 1701 code for a protein of 566 amino acids. The record is from RefSeq and is a predicted model, not a curated record. The transcript has 3 exons. Lineage: Eukaryota; Cryptophyceae; Pyrenomonadales; Geminigeraceae.